Messenger RNA from Capra hircus (goat), 2126 nucleotides. RefSeq names its product NACHT, LRR and PYD domains-containing protein 6. Gene Ontology annotation, biological process: response to bacterium; regulation of inflammatory response; acute inflammatory response. Gene Ontology annotation, cellular component: cytoplasm; canonical inflammasome complex. The transcript has 5 exons. Lineage: Eukaryota; Metazoa; Chordata; Mammalia; Artiodactyla; Bovidae. The annotation marks the transcript as partial. The record is from RefSeq and is a predicted model, not a curated record. Gene Ontology annotation, molecular function: vasopressin receptor activity; peptide binding.
UUACAGCGCGGCCAGGACCUGUGGCGCGCUUCCAAGACCACCACGUCCGUGUACUUGCUCUUCGUGGCCAGCGUCCUGAGAUCGGCGCCCGCGGCUGACGGGGCUCAGCUGCAGAGAGAGCUGCGCAAGCUGUGCCGCCUGGCCCGUGACGGUGUCCUCGGGGGCAGGGCGCGGUUCUCGGAGGAGGACCUGGAGCGCCUGCAGCUCUGUGGCGCCAAGGUCCAGACGCAGUUUCUCAGCAAGAAGGAGAUGCCAGGCGUGCUGGAGACAGAGGUCACCUACCAGUUCAUUGAUCAGAGCUUCCAGGAAUUCUUAGCUGCUCUGUCCUACCUGCUGGAGGACGAAGGGGCUCCCAGGGCAGCUGCUGGCGGCAUAGAGGCACUUCUGCAGGGGGACCCGGAGCUGCGCGGCCACCUCAAGCUCACCACGCGCUUCCUCUUCGGGCUGCUGAGCACAGAGAGGAUGUGUGAGAUUGAGCGCCACUUCGGCUGCACAGCUUCAGAGCGCGUGAAGCAGCAGGUCCUGAGGUGGGUGCAGGACCAGGGCCAGGGCUGCCCUAGGGCGGCGCCAGAGGGGACGGAGGAGAUCCUGGCGCCCCAGGGCACUGAGGAGUCAGAGGAGGAGGAGGGCGAGGAGCUCGACUCCCCGCUGGAGCUGCUGUACUGCCUGUACGAGACCCAGGAGGACGCGUUCGUGCACCAGGCCCUCCGCGGCCUCCCUGAGCUGGUGCUGGAGCGAGUGCACUUCAGCAGAAUGGACCUGGCCGUCCUGAGCUACUGUGUGCGGUGCUGCCCGGCCGGGCAGGCGCUGCGGCUGGUCAGCUGCAGACUGGCUGCUGCGCAGGAGAAGAAGAAGAGGAGCCUGAUGAAGCGUCUGCAGGGCAGCCUGGGUGGCAGCUCCUCUCGAGCCACCGAGAGAAAACCCCCAGGCUCCCCCCUGCGCCCGCUCUGUGAGGCCAUGAUCGACCGACAGUGUGGUCUGAACAGCCUGACGCUGUCCCGCUGCAAACUCUCCGACUCGGUCUGCAGAGAUCUCUCUGAGGCCCUGAGGGAGGCCCCAGCCCUGGCAGAGCUGGGCCUCUUCCACAAUGGGCUCAGCGAGGCCGGCCUGCGUGUGCUGAGCGAGGGCCUGGCCUCGCCCCAGUGCCGGGUGCAGACACUCAGGGUUCAGCAGCCAGGCCUGCAGGAAGCACUCCAGUACAUGGUUGGCAAGCUCCAGCAGAUCCCAGCACUGACCACCCUGGAUCUCAGUGGCUGCCAGCUGUCAGGACCUGCACUGACCUGCUUGUACACCACCCUAAAGUGCCCAGGAUGCCGCCUGCAAACCCUCAGGCUGACCUCUGUGGAGCUGAGCGAGCAGUCCCUGCAGGAGCUGCGAGCGGUGGAGACAGCAAACCCAAGACUAGUCAUCACACACCCAGCGCUGGACGUCCACCCCAAGCCCCCCAAAGUGUCCAUCAGUGCCCUCUGAAGUUCUGAAGGCCAGAACUAGGGAGGAAUCUGGUCAGCCCUACAGAGUAGACCUCCCCAUUUCAAGGACGAGAGGAUGGUGCUCUCUGCUCUGGGCAACCCUUGAGCCUGAGGGGCCCAGGGCAGGCAGGUGGGAGACUCAGACAGACACGGCCCUCGCCUGCUCCGGGGCAGGCCCGGGACACAUCCCUUCCCCCACACCCUGGGGACAGCUUAUGUCUCUUCCUCCCCACAGGGAAGUGGGCCUCCUCCCCUAGCCCUCACCGCUGCCCCACCCAGGCUUCUCUCCUGGGACCCUCCAGCCCUCCCACUGCAGGGUGAAGCAGGAUUGAGCACUGACUGCGUGUUGCCUCUGCCUGGUGAGCUCAGCGAGAGACGACCCAUUUGCGGACCCUGCCCCACUCAGUACAGGCACCCAGAGCCCAGCCGCUCUGCUCUGGCCACAGGGGACCAAGCAGGAGCCAAAGGCGCCCAGAGGAGUCCAGUUGCUCUCUGAGGCCUUCAGAGACUAAGGGGAGUGGAGACGGAGCUCUGAGCAGGGCUGUGAUGGCACCAGUGGUGUGAGCCCCGUGUGCUGAUAAUAAACUCUCCCUGGGAUUCCGGCCUGUCAUUCUCUGCUGCACUUAGCCAGGCAUCCUCACGGGUGCUCACGCCCUC